This is a messenger RNA of Oncorhynchus tshawytscha (Chinook salmon), 7986 nucleotides long. RefSeq names its product microtubule associated serine/threonine kinase 2. The record is from RefSeq and is a predicted model, not a curated record. The transcript has 26 exons. The coding region runs from base 2251 to 7815 and encodes 1854 amino acids. Gene Ontology annotation, molecular function: ATP binding; magnesium ion binding; protein binding. Gene Ontology annotation, biological process: peptidyl-serine phosphorylation; intracellular signal transduction. Lineage: Eukaryota; Metazoa; Chordata; Actinopteri; Salmoniformes; Salmonidae. Gene Ontology annotation, cellular component: microtubule cytoskeleton.
GGUGAUAAAGACUAGUGUAAUGUUAGGUGAUAAAGACUAGUGUAAUGUUCGGUGAUAAAGACUAGUGUAAUGUUAGGUGAUAAAGACUAGUGUAAUGUUAGGUGAUAGAAAGACUAGUAUAAUGUUAGGUGAUAAAGACUAGUAUAAUGUUAGGUGAUAAAGACUAGUGUAAUGUUAGGUGAUAAAGACUAGUAUAAUGUUAGGUGAUAAAGACUAGUGUAAUGUUCGGUGAUAAAGACUAGUGUAAUGUUAGGUGAUAAAGACUAGUGUAAUGUUAGGUGAUAGAAAGACUAGUAUAAUGUUAGGUGAUAAAGACUAGUAUAAUGUUAGGUGAUAAAGACUAGUGUAAUGUUCGGUGAUAAAGACUAGUAUAAUGUUAGGUGAUAGAAAGACUAGUGUAAUGUUAGGUGAUAGAAAGACUAGUAUAAUGUUAGGUGAUAGAAAGACUAGUGUAAUGUUAGGUGAUAAAGACUAGUAUAAUGUUAGGUGAUAAAGACUAGUAUAAUGUUAUGUGAUAAAGACUAGUGUAAUGUUAGGUGAUAGAAAGACUAGUAUAAUGUUAGGUGAUAGAAAGACUAGUAUAAUGUUAGGUGAUAAAGACUAGUGUAAUGUUAGGUGAUAGAAAGACUAGUAUAAUGUUAGGUGAUAGAAAGACUAGUGUAAUGUUAGGUGAAUGAAAGACUAGCUUUAGAGGAGAAAUGUUAGCUGGCUGUUAACGACUGAUAGGAGGCUGACUGACUGUGUUCAAAUAUUGUUGGUAAAUAAUUAAUUGGCCUACCGUCGUAUCUGAGCACUCAUGAUUAAUGAAUUGUAAUGCAAUAAAAAAGCAGCACGGACCACAGAUUAGUAUGUGAGGAACUGUGUGUGUGUUUGGGCUCCUGUGUGUGUGUGUGUGUGUGUGUGUGUGUGUGUGUGUGUGUGUGUUCAAACGCAGCCCCUUGUUUUGAUGAGAGAAACGGGGCAAUGGCGACAGAGUGAGGAGGAGAGUACGAGAGGCGGAGCUUCGAUCCCUCCUCCAUUCAUUCUAUGUAAAUGCACUGCCGCCUGCUCGCGUUCGAUUGGUUGGCUCCCCGAACAGCUUUUCAGACAAACGAGAGAGCACAGGGAGGGAGAGAGACAUAGGAUAGGAGAGUGAUGCAGAGUGUGUGUUCUUAAAGGUCCUGUUCUAAUUAAGCCGGCAGGCUGCAGUGAGACGGACGAUCAGUCUGCGCGCCCCUUUCUCUCCCUCUUACCCCUGAGGUCCCAUUGUCAUCAUUAAUGUCUAUCCCAAACUGUCCAUGAAUUAUGGAGUAGUGAAUUCUCCAUAGAAAUAGUGCCUGUGGGGAACAGAUAGACGGACGGAAGGACAGACAGAGAAAGAGAAGAGGGGGAUGAAGAACACAGCUGUAAGCCGCCACUGUGCAUGCUUCUUCUGCACAGCGCAGGCUCAGUGAAUGUGAGAGAGGGAGCGGUGUGCCCUUCGCUGAACGGAUGAAUGGGAGAGGAGCAGAGGGAGGCUGAGCUUGGAGACAACACGUGCUACACACAGAGAGAGGAAGAAAGGCAGGGAGGACGAGAGAAGCAAAGCUCGCCUACCGCUAUCACACUAGUUACAUCUGAGCUGCACCGACUUCCACCGGCAACAAACCAACACGGGGACAUGAAGAGGACUGGUCUGAUCUGAGCCACAUAUAGAGGAGGAGCUGUAUGAAGUUCCUGUCUGUUCCCCGGGCUGUUGAGUUCCUGUCUUUGUACCGACUGGCGGACAGACAGUGCCGUGCCGUGCUGGUCAUGCGUGUGGAAUGUAGCGUGGCCCCAUUUGAGAAGAACAGAAAACAAACAAAUGCUGCUGAACCUUUCAUUUUCAGGAGGAAGUUACACUACAGUGUGAAUCAGGGAGGGACACUUUCUAAGUGGUACUAGAAGUCAAAGGAAAGACUGUUUAGCGUUUUGCACCAACCGGCAGAAACUUCAAGACUGCGGAGGCUUGAGGCAAGCAGACGGUCUGAAAGAAAGGAGAGGUAUUUCUUCCGUCUGGACGAUGACACUGCUCUGAAUGAAUCCUGCUGGACCAGAGGAGAGAGGGACGGGAGUAUGAGCUAACUCACCCUCACUAAUCCACCCCUAAAAGGUGCCUGUUCAUGUCCCCCGGAUCCUGGCACACCUUCUCUAUCUGUACCACAACCCCAGAGGAAGUAACCCUGUACUCCUAAAGAGAGGUGAAGCUUCCUGGAUAUAGACUCCACUGUGCGACUCCACAGCAGAAGCAACAUGGAUGACUCCAGUAUUCUCAGACGUAGGGGUCUGCAGAAGGAGCUCAGUCUUCCAAGGAGGGCCAGUUUCUGUCGGACCAGUAACAGGAAGAGCCUGAUUGUGACGUCCAGUACCUCUCCUACACUACCCAGACCACACUCACCACUACAUGGACACCCCGGGAGCAGCCCCCUGGACAGCCCCAGAAACUUCUCACCCAGCACGGCAGCACACUUCUCCUUCGUUCCAGCUCGCAGUCACGGGCACAGGGCUGACAGGACGGAUGGCAGACGCUGGUCUCUGGCCUCACUUCCCUCCUCUGGAUAUGGCACUAACACACCCAGCUCCACCGUCUCAUCAUCCUGUUCAUCCCAGGAGAAGCUGCACCAGCUGCCCUUCCAGCCCACGGCGGACGAGCUGCACUUCCUCACCAAGCACUUCAGCUCCGAGAGCAUCACAGACGAGGAUGAACGACACUCGCCCAUGCGCCCCCGCUCACGCAGCCUCAGCCCUGGUCGCUCACCCAUCUCUUUUGACCAUGAGGUCGUCAUGAUGAACCAUGUGUACAAGGAGCGCUUUCCCAAGGCCACGGCUCAAAUGGAGGACCGUCUGGCUGACUUCCUGUCGUCCUCGGCCCCUGACAAGGUGAUGCCCCUGGCCGACGGGGUCCUCAGCUUCAUCCACCACCAGGUCAUAGAGCUGUCCAGAGACUGCCUGGUUAAAAGCCGAGAGGGCUGCAUCACGUCACGCUACUUUUACGAACUGCAGGAGAACCUGGAGAAACUACUGCAAGAUGCUCACGAGCGCUCGGAGAGUGUGGAGGUUACCUUCGUCACCCAGCUGGUGAGGAAGCUGAUGAUGGUCAUCGCUCGUCCUGCACGCCUGUUAGAAUGUCUGGAGUUUGAUCCAGAGGAGUUCUACCAUCUUUUGGAGGCAGCAGAGGGCCAUGCCAAGGAGGGCCAGGGCAUCAAGUCAGACAUCCCCCGCUACAUCAUCAGCCAACUGGGUCUCACCAGAGAUCCUCUGGAGGAGAUGGCCCAGCUGAGCAGCUACGACAGUGGGAACCCAGACACACCAGAGACAGACGACGCUGUGGAUAGUCGAGGGGCCACCGUGCCUGUUGUAGCUCCCCCUAAAACCAAAGCCCCACGGGAGGAGGACUUUGAGAACAUCAAGCUCAUCAGCAACGGGGCCUAUGGUGCUGUGUUUCUGGUGCGCCACAAGGAGACCCGUCAGCGUUUUGCCAUGAAGAAGAUCAACAAGCAGAACCUCAUCCUGAGGAACCAGAUCCAACAGGCCUUCGUAGAGAGAGACAUCCUGACUUUCGCUGAGAACCCCUUCGUGGUCUCAAUGUUCUGCUCCUUCGAGACACGCAGACACCUCUGUAUGGUCAUGGAGUAUGUGGAGGGUGGUGACUGUGCCACCCUGCUGAAGAACAUCGGGGCGCUGCCCGUGGACAUGGCACGCAUGUACUUUGCUGAGACUGUACUGGCACUGGAGUACCUCCACAACUAUGGCAUCGUACACAGGGACCUGAAACCUGACAAUCUUCUGAUCACGUCGAUGGGCCACAUCAAGCUGACAGACUUUGGGCUGUCUAAGAUCGGUCUGAUGAGCCUCACCACCAACCUGUAUGAAGGACACAUAGAGAAAGAUACCAGGGAGUUCCUGGAUAAACAGGUGUGUGGUACACCAGAGUACAUCGCCCCAGAGGUGAUCCUCAGACAGGGCUAUGGUAAGCCAGUAGACUGGUGGGCCAUGGGGGUCAUCCUCUAUGAAUUCCUGGUGGGCUGUGCCCCUUUCUUUGGAGACACACCUGAGGAGCUCUUUGGACAGGUCAUCAGUGAUGAAAUCAUAUGGCCAGAGGAGGAGGAGGCUCUUCCUAACGAUGCCCAGGACCUCAUCUCUAAACUCCUCAGACAGAACCCUCUGGAGAGGCUGGGCACAGGCAGUGCAUUUGAGGUGAAGCAGCAUCGGUUCUUCUAUAAUCUGGACUGGAACACUCUGCUGAGACAGAAGGCAGAGUUCAUCCCUCAGCUAGAGUCAGAGGACGACACCAGCUACUUUGACACCCGUUCAGACAGGUACCACCACUUGGACUCUGAAGAUGAAGACGACACCAACGAUGACGAACACGUAGAGAUACGUCAGUUCUCCUCCUGCUCGCCCCGCUUCAGCAAGGUGUACAGCAGUAUGGAGCGUCUAUCCCUCCAUGAGGAGAAGAGGACCCCCCCGCCCACCAAGCGUAGCCUCAGUGAGGAGGGAGGAGAACGCAUUGACAGCCUCAGUAGUCUCAAGUCCAGAGACCGCAACUGGCUGGUGGGGUCACCUGAGAUCCUGCGUAAGCGUCUGUCUGUCUCAGAGUCGUCCCACACCGAGAGCGACUCCAGCCCUCCCCUGACGGUGCGAAGACGCUGCUGCUCCGCCAUCAUCGAGAUGCCGCGCUUCGCCAUCUCCUCAGAGGAGGAAGCAGGGGUGGCCCCCAGCUAUAGGAGCCCCAGCCUGCUCAGCCAGACCCCCGGUGGAGUCAGGGGCCCCCGCAGCGAGGACUUGCCCCUCUCCAUCCCUGAGCUUCCCGUGGAGAGAGAGCUGAAACUGGACGAGUCCCCCACAACACCAGACUCUACUGCCAGCCAGCUCAGCAAAGCCACACUCACACCGGGCAGUUCAGGAGAUGUGUGGGAGCGUGGUUCAGGGGCAGACAGCUCUCCCUCUACCCCUAAGGCCAUCAGUGACCUGGCAGCUAGGAGGGCCCGUCACAGACUGUUGUCUGGAGACACAGACAGACACGCCCAGUCCAGACCACUCAACAAGGUCAUCAAGUCAGCCUCCGCUACCACUCUCUCACUCAUGAUUCCUGCUGACCACCACGGGGCCUCCCCAUUGGCCAGCCCCAUGUCACCCCACUCCUUCUCGUCCAAUCCCUCGUCCAGAGACUCCUCCCCCAGUAGAGACCUGUCCCCAGCCGUGGCCAACAUCAAACCCGCCAUCAUCAUCCACAAGGCGGGCAAGAAGUACGGAUUCACCCUGCGAGCCAUCAGGGUGUACAUGGGAGACACAGACAUCUACACAGUACAUCACAUGGUCUGGCAUGUAGAGGAGGGUGGUCCAGCCCAUGAUGCAGGGCUGAGAGAAGGAGACCUCAUCACUCAUGUGAAUGGAGAGGCUGUCCACGGCCUAGUGCACACUGAGGUGGUGGAACUCAUUCUCAAGAGCGGCGGUAAGGUGUCCAUCUCUGCCACGUCUUUUGAGAACACCUCCAUCAAGCUGGGCCCCGCCCGCAAGACCGGCUCCAAAUCUAAGAUGGCGCGUCGUAACAAGAAGACCAAGACCAAAGAUAGCAGCCAGGAAAGCAGCAGUAGGAAGAGGAACUCUCUGUUCAGGAAGAUCACUAAGCAGGCGUCUCUUCUCCACACCAGCCGUAGCCUUUCCUCUCUGACCCGCUCUCUGUCCUCUGGAGAGAGUGGACCUGGGUCCCCCACUCACAACCUGUCCCCUAGAUCACCUACACAGGGUUACCGGUCCACACCUGACUCUGCACACUCUGUAGGGGGUAACUCGUCUCAGAGCAGCUCUCCCAGCUCCAGUGUUCCUAACUCCCCAGCCAGCUCCGGUCACAUCAGGCCCAGCUCCCUCCACGGCCUGGCCCCCAAGCUCCAGCGUCAGUAUCGCUCCCCUCGCCGCAAGUCAGCCGGCAAUAUCCCUCUAUCCCCCCUGGCCCGCACCCCUUCCCCAACCCCACAGAGCACCUCCCCCCAGCGCUCUCCCUCCCCCCUGUCCAGCCACGGACUAGGCUCCACCUCAAUGGGUCAGAUCUUUCCCGUCAAGCUCCACUCUUCCCCCCCUCUGGUCAGGCAGAUCUCCAGGCCCAAGAGCGCUGAACACCCCCGCUCCCCACUGCUCAAGCGAGUCCAGUCUGCUGAGAAGCUAGCCUCCUCCCUCUCCUCCUCAUCGUCCUCCCCCUCUCCAUCAGGCGCCGGAGGCGACAAGAAGCUGCCUGUAACAGUGACAGGGCGUAAACACAGCCUGGACAUCUCCCACGCUGAGUUUAAGAAGGAGAUGCUUCAGAGAGACCCCAGUCUGCAGAGUCUCCAGGAAUCAGCUGGGGAGAGAGAGAGCCUACUGCUGGGGUUAGGGCCUGGGAUAGGGGGCCGUGGGGGGCCCGUGGAGAAGGGCAGCCUGCAAAAACCCUCCUCCAGCAGGAAGAUAGGACGUCAGGAGGGGGACGGAGGGUCGACUGCCGGGUCCCUGGGGCUGGCUCCCGGGAAGAGCAAACUGAAGGACAAGCUGUCAGCCAUCAGACAGGACCGGGCUGAGAGGAGGGAGUCACUGCAGAAGCAGGAUGCUAUCCACGAGGUGGACUCAUCAGAGGAUGAGACAGACGAGGGUUCAGAGGACAGUCAGGACGGGAGGGGCAGGAACACCUGCACCUUUACCCCCCCACUGCUCCGCCCCACCUCUGUCAUGCCCAUCGCCCCCCGUACAGGACCCGGGGGCACCCUCCCCUCCCUCUGUCUGUCCCCCUCCUCCACCCUGCUGCCAAGCAGAGCCACCAUACCCUCCACACUCCACGAACACAAGCCCACUCAGAGUGGUCCUUCGCUGGGAGGGAAAGAUGGCGGCUCAGCCUCCUCGGAUGACUGUAGGCGGAGAGAUGGGAAGGCUCCAGACCCCAGCAGCAAGUUUACCCAGAGCCCCCUGUCCAGCACCUUCGCCACCCUCGGCAGUGCUUUCAUCUCCGUCAGCAAGGACACCUUCCUGAAGCCUGCUGCUUCAUCUCCACAUCAGGACUGGAGGAGCCCCAAGUUGCUUGAGCCCAGGGGGAAGAGCAGUAGUUUAUGGAGCGAGGAGAGAGACUCUGGCCUGGAGGCCCCCAGAUCCAGCCCCACUGGGUCCAUAGACGGCAGAGACCUAGUCCCCACACCCAUCUCCUCCCCAGGCAUCACCAAGGAGAAGAAGGAGGCUGACAACCGGAGACAUGCUGCUGCUGCUGCCGCUGCGGCAGCCUACGCCACCCCCAGCCCCCCAGCCUCUCCAGCCUCAGUGUCAAGGUCAGAUAGUGGAGUGGACAAGGUGGUGUCACAUCUAGCCAAUGUAGCUCAUAGCGUCCUGGGGCCCGUCAAACUAACCAUCCCCGGGGCCAAGGAGGCCUUUGAGAGAGCCAAGGACCAGAAUCAGAGACACUCCGACCCCCCUCACCCCAAGGCCACACCUGACUCCCCGCUCGCCGCCACCACCACUCCCCUCUCCCCCUCCACCUUCAGACACCCUGCCCCUCAGCCACCACCCCGCCUGUCCUCCCAGUCUCCUCCUAGGCAGCCCUCCUCCAAAACUGAGCCAGCCCCCCCUCCCCCUCCACAGAGGAGGCUCUCCCCUCCUAAAGACUGUACCCUGGCCCAGGGCACCAAUGAGAGGCCGGUGGUGGAGACUGCACCAAGGAAGGUGCCCACCACCACACCCAACCAGACACCUACUGCAGCCUCAGAGCAGCGCAAUAGGCCAGACCCCCUGGCCUCACAGAGACCCAGCCCAGUCUCCGCAGUCUCCACCCCGCAGGACAAAACCAGCAGCAAGAAGACGUAGCAGAUAAGACACCCAUGAGAAUAGAGACUGCUUGAUGGAGAUCUGAAUCUUUAUCCACAGACAACUGCAUGUUUGGAAGAAAACAACAUUCUAAACUUUUUGCAACUCACUAAUCAUUAUCUGAGAGCAUAGCCAUCUGAUGGUGGGAGGGAGGGAGGGAGAGGAGAGAGA